Messenger RNA from Clunio marinus, 198 nucleotides. The record is from the annotation of a GenBank genome assembly. NCBI's taxonomy places the organism in Eukaryota, Metazoa, Arthropoda, Insecta, Diptera, Chironomidae.
AUGAGAAGAAUCGUUCAACAAAUUGAAAACGAAGAACGAAGCAUCUUUGAAGAUUUGAACUGCAAUGGAAAUAAAAAUUCACUUCAUGUUGGGCAAUUAAAUGUUAAGUAUUUUUUCUGCGUAAAACCAUCAAACAGUAACAAGCAUGACAGUCUUGCUGCUGAUUUAACUAAUGUUCAAAUCGAUGAAACUGACUGA